Molecule: messenger RNA, 3335 nt
Organism: Sceloporus undulatus (fence lizard)
Lineage: Eukaryota; Metazoa; Chordata; Lepidosauria; Squamata; Phrynosomatidae
Gene: RABEP1
Product: rabaptin, RAB GTPase binding effector protein 1
Exons: 18
Coding region: 169-2769 (866 amino acids)
Biological process (GO): Golgi to plasma membrane transport; endocytosis
Cellular component (GO): endosome; endocytic vesicle
Molecular function (GO): GTPase activator activity; growth factor activity
Source: RefSeq, a predicted model, not a curated record
AACCCCUUCUCGCCAAUCGCCGUCGCCUGUCAGGAUGAUGAGGCGGCGGCAGCAGAAGCAGCGGCGGGGCAUCUCCUCCUCCUCUUCGGGCGGUCGGCCUCGGCCUGACGUCGUCGCGGAGCCGGCCUCGGUCUCAGACUGACGGAGGAGGAGGGCAGCACGGUCGCCAUGGCCCAGGCAGGGCCGGCCUCGGAGGCAGCGGCGGUGCAGACAACGACGGCGGAAGCUCUCCUUCAGCGAGUGGCAGAGCUGGAAAAAGUCAAUGCUGAAUUUCUCCGCACGAAGCAGCACCUCGAGCAAGAAUUCAAUCAAAAGAGGGCGAAAUUCAAAGAGCUGUAUCUAGCGAAAGAAGAGGAUCUGAAGAGGCAAAAUGCAGUAUUGCAAGCAGCCCAGGACGAUGUGGAGCAGCUGCGAACGCAGCUCACGGAAGCCCAGGCUGAAAUGGAGAACAUCAGAGCCAUUGCGACGGUGUCUGAAAAUACAAAGCAAGAAGCCAUUGAUGAGGUGAAGAGGCAAUGGCAUGAAGAAGUUGCUUCACUGCAGGCUAUAAUGAAAGAAACUGUCCGUGACUAUGAACACCAGUUUCAUCACAGGCUGGAGCAAGAGCGAGCUCAAUGGAACCAAUACCGGGAGAACAUGGAACGGGAAAUAAUGGAGCUGAGGAGGAGGCUUUCAGAAGGCCAGGAAGAGGAGAACCUGGAAAACGAAAUGAAGAAGGCCCAAGAAGAUGCAGACAAGCUCCGUUCUGUUGUGAUGCCCAUGGAGAAGGAAAUUGCAACUUUAAAAGAGAAGCUGACAGAGGCUGAAGACAGGAUAAAGGAGCUGGAGGCUUCAAAGAUGAAAGAACUGAAUCAUUACUUAGAAGCCGAAAAAUCCUGUCGAACAGAUCUAGAAAUGUAUGUGGCUGUUCUGAACACGCAGAAGUCAGUUCUGCAAGAAGAUGCGGAGAAAUUAAGGAAGGAACUUCACGAAGUCUGCCAUCUACUAGACCAGGAGCGGCAACAGCACAACCAGCUGAAACACACCUGGCAAAAGGCCAACGACCAGUUCUUGGAGUCUCAGCGUUUGCUCAUGAGGGACAUGCAGUGGAUGGAGAUGGUCUUGACCUCAGAGCAGCUGCGGCAAGUUGAAGAACUAAAGAAAAAAGACCAGGAAGAUGAAGAACAACGACGAUUACACAAAAGGAAGGAAGACAAACAGAAAGGUGCUGAUGAGGAAUCUAAAAUGACUUGCUCCAUAGCCCACGAUGAAUCCCUUCCACAAUUCCCGGGCGAAGAGGUACAUAUAAACAGCACCCAUGGUUCGGUCCAUUCCCUCGAUACGGACGCGCUGCUGUCUUCAGGAGAAUCUCUCAAAUCAGACAAUGACCUGUUUAAAGAAGGGCUGCGUAGAGCGCAGUCGACGGACAGCUUGGGCACGUCGGGGUCCUUGCAGACCAAAACUCUGGGCUUCAACAACAAAGCCAAAUCGGCUGGGAAUCUCGACGAGUCUGAUUUUGGACCGCUGGUGGGGGCGGACUCUAUGUCGGAGAACUUUGACACAGCCUCUCUCGGGUCUUUGCAAAUGCCCGGUGGAUUUAUGCUCACCAAAGACCAGGAAAAAGCCAUCACGGCCAUGACACCGGAGCAGGAAGAGACAGCCUCCCUUCUCUCCAGCAUCACGCAGAGCGUAGAAAACGCUUACAUGUCUCCUAGCGGUUACCGCUUAGUUAGUGAAAUUGAAUGGAAUCUCCUCCAGAAAGAGGUGCAGAAUGCUGGGAACAAGCUGGGGCGGCGUUGCGACAUGUGCUCUAACUAUGAGAAGCAACUUCAGGGGAUCCAGAUCCAGGAGGCUGAGAUGAGGGAUCAGGUGAAGAAACUUCAGGCAAUGUUGAGGCAGGCCAAUGACCAGCUCGAGAAAACAAUGCGGGAGAAGCAGGAGCUGGAAGAGUACAUGAAACAAACCACAGAAGACUCUGAAAACCAGAUCUCAUCACUCACCCUUAGAGUUCAAGAAUCCGAAAGCUUACUUGGUGAACUGCUGCAGGCUUUUUCUCAAGCAAAGAGAGAUGUCCAGGACCAAAUGGCUGUCCUGACGCAGUCGAGGGAACAUGUCUCCGAGGAGCUGACAAGGCUGCAGAGAGACAACGAAAGCCUUCAGGGGAAACAUUGCCUCCACGUCUCUUUGCAGCAGGCUGAGAACUUUAUCCUACCAGAAUCUGGAGAGGAACUCCGUGAACUGGUCCUCAAGUACCGCGAAGAUAUCAUUAGCGUACGGACAGCGGCGGAUCACCUGGAAGAAAAACUGAAGGCAGAGAUUUUGUUCCUGAAAGAGCAGAUUCAAGCUGAGCAGUGUUUAAAAGAGAAUAUAGAAGAGACUCUGCAGCUAGAAAUAGAGAACUGCAAAGAGGAGAUAGCUGCUGCUUCCAGUCUAAAAACAGAACUGGAGAGAAUAAAAGCAGAGAAGGAGCAGUUGGAGUCCGCCUUGAAAGAAAAAAUGCAGCAGUUAGAAGGCUUCCAGGAAAGGAAAAACAGCCUUGAAGAGCAGUUGAAGAAGGAGGCAGCUGCAAAGGCUAAUCUUGAGCAGCUGAUGUUUGAGGAGAAGAGCAAAGCACAGCGGCUGCAGACGGAGCUGGAUGUCAGCGAGCAAGUACAGAGAGAUUUUGUAAAGCUAUCUCAGACCCUUCAGGUCCAGUUGGAACGGAUCCGGCAGGCCGACUCCCUGGAGAGAAUCCGCGCCAUCCUCAACGACACGAAACUGACAGACAUUAACCAGCUGCCCGAAACAUGACACCCACGGUAGCAAGGCUCUGAGGCUGCCUCUUUGGGGUGUUUUUUCCCCCCUUCCCGAAAAACUCAUCUUUAUAGCAAAACGUUUAAUAAUAAUAAUUAUUUAACUCUUUAACUGAAAAGAGCAGAAGAUGAUGGCACAAGGAGGGAGAACAGUGGUCCAGGCUGUGUGUGUGUUUCCAGGAGGGAGAGGCGGUUUUGCGUGAGGGCGAGAAAAUGACAAGACUGAAAGCCAUGCAGGGAUGCUUUCGGGGUGUCUGUCCUCGGUGGGCUCAGGCGUUUCUGGGUCGCUGCCCUCUUCUUUUCCUUCACUUUCCCCUUGACAAAGCAGGUCUCCAUCCUAUUCUCUCUUCUUCCCCUUGUACAAAAAACUUAUUAAGGUCAAGGAAGCUGCUGGAAGUCAAUCCCUCCCUCCCUCCCUCUUCUUCCCCAAUUCCUUUUGACGUGAAGCUGUUGACCUGCACCCUGCCAGCGACUGGAUGGUCACCAACAGUAUUUAGCCAGGGCAGGAGGGGUUAUAGUAAGCUAUGUCAGUAUUUUAUAUUAAAAUAUGGAUUGUUUUCAGGA